Molecule: messenger RNA, 2331 nt
Organism: Knipowitschia caucasica
Lineage: Eukaryota; Metazoa; Chordata; Actinopteri; Gobiiformes; Gobiidae
Source: the annotation of a GenBank genome assembly
AUGCGCACACACGGCCCGGAGCAGCGAGAGGCGCAGAGAAGGGGAGGGCUCCAGAGACGCGGAACAUGGCACAACGGGGAGAAAGUUAGCUGUCACAUUUCAUGUCCGAAGCGAGCGUUUACGGAGAAGAUCAUUGAGGCUCGGGCCAUUUACCCCGGCGUGGAACAGCAGCGCUUGGAUGAUUACUUCCUCUGUAACGAGGAGAAGAUUUCACUGUGGAGACCGCGGAUCUUCGCUGGUAUGGCCGCCCGCCUCAGGAACCAGUGGGACCGUAACGAGGGACUGGGGCAGAACCACAAUGCGGUGAAGUUCCUGGGGCAGGAUUUUGAGUCGCUCCGAGCCCAGUGCCUCCGCAGCAGAAGCCUGUUUGAGGACAGCUACUUCCCCACGACCACCGUCUCUUUGGGCUUCAAGGAGCUGGGCCCGCAAUCCGCCAAGACCCAAGGAGUCCGCUGGAUGAGACCCACCGAGAUCUGCAGGAAUCCAGAGUUCAUCGUGGACGGAGCGACGCGCACAGACAUCUGCCAGGGAGCUCUGGGUGACUGCUGGCUCCUGGCGGCCAUCGCGUCUCUCACUCUGAACGAUGAGCUGCUGCACAGAGUGGUUCCACAUGGACAGGACUUCAGGACCCAGUACGCGGGAAUCUUCCACUUCCAGUUCUGGCAGUUCGGCGAGUGGCUGGACGUGGUGAUUGACGACCGGCUGCCUGUUAAAGACGGGAAGCUGCUGUUCGUGCACUCGGCCGAAGGCACCGAGUUCUGGAGCGCUCUGCUGGAGAAGGCCUACGCAAAGUUGAACGGCUGCUACGAGGCCCUGUCGGGGGGCAGUACCUGCGAGGGCUUUGAGGACUUCACCGGAGGCGUCACGGAGAUGUACGAGCUUUCCAAACCUCCCUCCGACCUCUACAGCAUCAUCAGCCGGGCGGUGGAGAGAGGCUCCCUGCUGGGCUGCUCCAUCGACAUCACCAGCUCCAGAGACAUGGAGGCUGUGACGUUUAAGAAGCUGGUCAAGGGGCACGCUUACUCUGUGACCGGAGUGGAUGAGGUGGUGUACAGAGGAAACAUGACCAAACUGGUGCGAAUCAGAAACCCAUGGGGAGAAGUGGAGUGGACCGGAGCCUGGAGCGACAAUUCGAGAGAGUGGGACAACGUGGACCGCUCUGUCAGAGGCCGGCUGCAAAACCGCAGUGAAGAUGGAGAAUUUUGGAUGUCUUUCAGCGACUUCUUGCGCGAGUUUAGCCGCCUGGAGAUCUGCAACCUGACGGCAGACGCUCUUCAGAACAGUCAGCUCAAAAAGUGGAGCUCCAACUUGUUCCAGGGCGAGUGGAGGAGGGGCAGCACGGCCGGGGGCUGCCGGAACUUCCCCGCAACGUUUUGGCUGAACCCGCAGUUUAAGAUCCAGCUGCAGCACCCGGACAGUCCUGGGAGCCCCGAGUGCAGCUUCGUGGCCGCCCUGAUGCAGAAGGACCGCAGGAAGAAGAGGAAAGAGGGCAAGGACAUGGAGACGAUCGGGUUCGCCGUCUACGAGAUUCCACGAGAGUACGUGGGUAAGUCGGGGGUGCACCUGAAGCGGGACUUCUUCCUCACCCACGCCUCCAGCGCCCGCUCCGAGCUCUUCAUCAACUUGAGGGAGGUGAGCUCCAGACUCAAGCUGCCGCCGGGAGAAUACAUCAUCGUCCCCUCCACCUUUGAGCCGCACACAGAGGCCGACUUUGUGCUCCGGGUUUUCUCUGAGAAACCGGCCGACAGCGAAGAAAUGGACGACGACAUUAAAGCAGAAAUCCCCACAGACAAUUAUCUCGACGAGAGCCAGAUCGACGCAGGUUUCAAGAGCUUGUUCAGGCAGCUGGCAGGACCCGACAUGGAGAUCAGCGUUACAGAACUGCAGACUAUUCUUAACAGAAUUAUCAGCAAACACAAAGACUUGAAAACAGACGGCUUCACGAAAGAGUCCUGUCGCAGUAUGAUCAACCUUAUGGACAAAGACGGCAGUGGAAAACUGGGUCUUACAGAGUUCCACGUCCUUUGGGAGAAGAUAAAACGAUACUUGACUAUUUUCAGAGAGUUUGACUGUGACAAAUCGGGCACAAUGAGCUCCUACGAAAUGAGGAAAGCCCUGGGAUCCGCAGGAUUUAACUUGAACAACCAGCUCUUCCAACUCAUCAUCCUUCGCUACACUGAGGCAGACAUGACUGUUGACUUUGAUAACUUUGUGACAUGUCUGGUCCGAUUGGAGACCAUGUACAAGACCUUCACAACAUUGGACACUGACAAAGAUAAUGUUAUACAGCUAGAUUUUGUCCAGUGGAUAAUGCUGACCAUGUUUGCGUAG